This is a messenger RNA of Colossoma macropomum (tambaqui), 8631 nucleotides long. It is a transcript of the gene ptpn13, whose product is annotated as protein tyrosine phosphatase non-receptor type 13. Gene Ontology annotation, biological process: peptidyl-tyrosine dephosphorylation. Gene Ontology annotation, molecular function: protein tyrosine phosphatase activity; phosphatidylinositol 3-kinase regulatory subunit binding. NCBI's taxonomy places the organism in Eukaryota, Metazoa, Chordata, Actinopteri, Characiformes, Serrasalmidae. Gene Ontology annotation, cellular component: nucleus; cytoskeleton; cytoplasm. The record is from RefSeq and is a predicted model, not a curated record.
UGUGAAUCGAACUUGUUAAAAAGAACCGAUUCUUUUGAGAACCUCGCCAGGUUCUCGCUCUCUAGGAGGAGAGAGAGAGAGACAAAGAGAAAGAGAGAAAUACAGAGAGAGAGAGACAGAUACACAGUGUAUGUUCUGUAUGAACAUUAAAAAAAUACUUCAAAUAAGUUUGAUUCUGUUGGACGUGUGAAUCGAACUGCUUCAAAAGAACCGAUUCGUUCAGGAGGUGGAUCUCGCUAGUUACUCCCUCUCUGAGAGAGAGAGAGAGAGAGAGAGAGAGACGCAGGCAAACCAACACCUUUGAGCCGAAAGUUAGCCCAGCCCGGGGCUAAGAGGCGCUAGCUAGUAGUUUUCGACUGGUUAACCUUGGAGGAAAGCAGCGAAGCGCGGCGGCGGAUUUUACCGGAGGGCUUUCGUUCGCGUGGCGCCGAGUUUCGGACCUGUUGCGGAUCCACCGAGAGGCCGAGCUGCUCGCUACUCCCCUCAGUGUGUGUUGGGGAUGCUGGGCUUUCUCCGCGGUUUGCGUCCAGCGUUCCCUCUCCGAGUUCAUAGCGAAGUGGCCGCUCACUGAGGAGGCACCAUGCACGUGUCUCUGGCGGAGGCUCUGGAGGUGCGAGGAGGUCCGCUGCAGGAGGAGGAGGUGUGGGCCGUGCUGAGCCAGAGCGCCGAGAGUCUGCAUGAGCUGAUGCGCACAGAUCCCGCUGCUCUGGGGUUUAUCAUCUCCCCCUGGUCUCUGCUGCUCAUGCCUUCCGGAAACAUCUCCUUCACGGACGAAAAUGUGACUCAGCAGGACCUGAGAGCGUUCACCGCCCCGGAAAUCCUCGAGGGCCUCAACCUCUCCUCCGUGUCGGACAUAGAGAAGAUGCACAUGUACUCCCUCGGGAUGACUCUGUUUUGGGGGGCCGACUAUGAGAUUCCACAAAGCCAGCCUAUGAAGCUCAGUGAGCACCUGAACGGGAUUCUGCUGAAGAUGUGUGAGGACUCCACGCUCUCCCGUCUGUCCGUGCGCUCCAUCCUGAACGCCUGCAGCACGCACAUCCGCAACUCCACCUGCGACCCCGCCUUCUCCUACGUACGCAAGCUGGUGCGCCUGGUGCUCGGGAGCCUCUCUCAGCUGGACGGUUUGCUGUCUCAGACGGAGCGGGAGUCUCUUCCUGAGAGGAGCAGAGAGAUUCGGGACAGGCUGAGAGGGAAAGGUCUGCCUGCAGGGAGAAGCGCGGCCCACCGUGUUUUGGAGCGGUAUCGGGCCCGGACCCAGGACCAGGCCCUUAACCGUGGCUUGAGUCGCUCCAUGGGCUCCCUGCCCAUCCAGGACGUCCUCAGAGCGGAUGACGGCGUUCCUCGGUACCCUCCGUCUGACUACGGCCCGGGCUCGGAGACGUCCAGCGAGCUGUACCCUCAGCAGCAGACCCGGGGUCGACCCGUGGAGGCGGACCGCCGCUCACUGCCCCACCACAGGAAGAAAAACUGGGCGUCCUCGGUGGACCUGGCCUGUCUGGACCCGGACAUGCUGCGGUUCGGCGCGCUGGAGGACGCCCGGCGGGGCAGCACCGCCCUCAGCACCCGCUCCGUGGGCCGACCCAAAUCGGCCGCCCGGGCCUGGGAGACGCGCUACCCCGAGUUCGGCAGCCUGGAGGCCAGAAAGACCCACCAUCACUCGUCCCAGUCCGUGGGCGGAGCCUACGACAAAUUCAGAGAGCGACACAGGAAGCUGCACGCGCUCAGUCAGGCCAUUGACGACCCCAUGCACACCCACAGAAGUUACCAUAGCGACUACAGCUCUUCCAGCGAGAGUCCAUCAGUCACCUCGUCAGAUCCAGACUACAAGCACGCUAAAAGAUCGGACGAGAUGAGGAGGUUUGGAUCUCAGGUGGGCCUGACGGAGAGCGACGGUGUGCCGCUCGGCGCUGGACAGAGGCACAGACUGUAUGAUCGUGGGCAGGAGGAGCUGAUUGGGACGGACCUGCUGAUGCACAGGCCAGACGAGAUCCGCAGGCUUCAGGCCCGUCUGUCUCGGGCCAGCCUUUAUCCCAGCGACGACCCCCGCGCUUCCAUCGCCGACCUGCGGGAACCGCUACGGACCAACCUGCUGGACACGGGUGGCCUGCAGCCUCGCAAAGCCAAAAACGUCUUCGGUCCAGAGUUUGUGAAGAUGGCCAGUGAACCCUGUGUGGUUUUGAAUGUCCCCGCCUCCAUCAUGAAUAAGCGAGGGAAGGUGGAGGAGAGCCAGAGGAAGGUGGGCGUGGUGCUGCUGAACGGUCAGAAGCUGGAGGUGAGCUGUGAUGUGAAGGCCGUGUGUAAAGACGUGCUGGACAUGGUCAUCGCUCACGUGGGCCUGGUGGAACAUCACCUGUUCAGCCUGGCCUUCCUCAGAGAUGACGAGUUCUUCUUCAUCGACUCGGACACCAAACUGUCGAAGGUGGCGCCCGACGGCUGGAAGGAGGAUCCCAAGAAGAAGAAAACCGACGUCAGCUUCAACUUGUUUCUGCGCAUCAGGUUCUUCCACGACGACGUGAACUUCAUCCAGCACUUCAUGACCAAACACCAGUACUACUUACAGCUGCGGAAGGAUAUUUUGGAGGAGCGGCUGCGCUGUGACAUGGAGAAUGCGAUGAUCUUGGCCUCUCUGGCACUGCAGGCAGAGUUUGGUGACUACCAGUCUGAGCUCCAUGGAAAGACGUAUUUCCGGACGGAGCAUUACCUGCCUGCCUAUGUGAUGGAUAAGCUGGACCAGAGCUCCAUUAAGGAGGAGCUUUCCAAACUACACAGCACGUAUUACGGCGCCAAAGAGGACGAGGCUGAAUAUGAGUUCCUCAAGGUGAGUCAGCGGCUGACCGAGUACGGCGUUCACUUCCACCGCGUCCUGCCGGAGAAGCGCUCUCAGACUGGCAUCCUGCUGGGCGUCUACUCCAAAGGCGUCCUCAUCUUCGAGGUCCUGAAUGGAAAUCGGACUCCGGUGCUGAGGUUUCCCUGGAGAGACACCAAGAAGAUCUCCUUCACGAAGAAGAAGAUCUGCCUGCAGAACACGUCAGAUGGGAUCAAACAUCUGUUCCAGACGGACAGCCAGAAGACCUGCCAGUACCUGCUGCAGCAGUGCACCGCCCAGCACAAGUUCCACCUGCACCUGAAGACCAGGCAGAGCAACCAGGAGCUGCAGGAGCUUCAGGAGCUGGAAAACUCCCCUCUGAGAGGUCCAGACAGUUUGGACAGGACAGUCAGUGUGGUCAGUUUGACUCCAAGCACUCCCGGCUCUCGUUCUGACCCUGACGCAUUAAAGCAGAUCUCCUCUGAGCUCGCCAUUACCCGGGGUCUCCCUGCGCGCCUCUCUAGCCCCGAGGAGGGCUCCUUUCCCGGAUUCAGCUCCAGCUCCAACCCCCGGCUGAAGAGCCGCUCCCAUCACAACCUGGGCCAGGUGCCCGAGUCUCCGGAGCGCAGAGCGGCGCCCUUCAGCAGCCAAUCACAGAGCGGCACCGUUCGGCCUCAGUCCCUCGCAUUGUCACAUCAGCGCGCCAGCUCGGACACCGACUCCAUCACCGUCACCAGACAGCAGGAGGGCUCUUUCAGCUCCGCCACCCGAGACGCUCCCAGCUGGAGCCCCAAAAGCCAGAAGAAGGAGUCCGACUCUUCGUCCUGCGAGGAGACCGGUCAGGCGUACGUCAUAGGUGUGAGCAUGCUCAGUUCUGGCCUGUCCUCCACUCCGGCCUCCUCUGUGGGGAUCAGUGACUCCCUGAAGAAGAAGCUGAACGCCUUGCCUCCCCCUGAGCGAGAGAUUAAGGCUGUCAAUCUGAAGAAGGAUGUGAAGUACGGACUGGGCUUUCAGAUCAGCGGAGGAGAGAACUCGGGCCGGAUGGACCUGGGCACCAUCAUCAGCUCCAUCACUCCGGGGGGGCCUGCUGACAUUGACGGUUCUCUGAAACCAGGUGAUAGACUGCUCAGUGUGAAUGAUGUCAGUCUGGAAGGUGUUCCUCACGAGGAAGCCGUAGAGAUCCUGCAGAGUGCUCCAGAUGAUGUCACCCUGGUGGUGUCCCAGCCCAGAGAGAGGCUGUUCCCAGACUCUCCGUCGGAUUUCUCUCUCUACAAAACCCCGCCCCCUCAGGCCUCGGCCGCAACCAGAGAGGAAGUAGAAGUGGAUUCUUCCUCUGAGGAGCAGACGGGCUCCCCCAGCCCUCCUCCUCCCUCCUCCAGUAGGAACGGGGUCUCCCAGGCCGCCCCUGCGGGUCGCCGGCAGGAGAGCCUCAGCUCGCAGGACUCCAAAAGCGACAGAUCCAGCCUCUCACAGACUCAUCUCAACGGCUUCCACCGAAACGCUCCAGAUGAGGUUACGGCUCCGGCGCAGUCCACCACCCCUGACCACGAGUCUACGGUCGACGCUACCCCACCGGCCCUGCCGCCGAAAACCCGCAAAGCCAAAAGCCCAGAAGCGCCUAAAGAGCGGGAGCACUCGGACAGAGGAGACUCGGACAUGGACGAGGACACGUACUCGAGCAGCCACGAAACGCAAAAGUCCAAAAAGGAGAUAUCACCCAACUCCGUCACGGACACAUUAACUGGUAGUGACCCAGAAGUCAAUAGUCUCCAACCUGGAGAUCUAUAUGACGUUGAGCUGUCGAAAAAAGACGGCAGUCUGGGCAUUAGUGUCACGGGCGGCUCCAACACGACAGUGAGGCACGGUGGGAUAUACGUCAAAGCAGUCCUCCCUAAAGGAGCAGCCGAGCUGGACGGAAGGAUCAAGAGGGGGGACCGUGUGGUGGCUGUGAACGGAAAGAGUCUGGAGGGAGCCACUCAUAAGCAAGCUGUGGACACUCUGAGGGACACAGGGCAGGUGGUGCAGCUGGUGCUGGAGAGAGGGCAGCUGCUGGCGGAGAGCGUGCAUGCCCCUCUGACCCCUCAGGGCACUUCAAACCUCAGAGAGCCCAAACCUGCAGCUCCUCUGGACGAGUCCAGUGCAGCGAACAAACGCCAGCAAGAAUACAGCUUCAUCACUCCAGAUAACGUGUUUGAGGUGAGUUUGCUGAAGAACUCCUCUGGCCUCGGGUUCAGCUUCAGCCGGGAGGAGAACGUUCCAGAAGAACCGCCCAGCACCAGCAUGGUUCGGGUCAAGAAGCUGUUUCCGGGGCAACCAGCUGCCGAGAGCGGCCUGAUCGAAGUGGGAGACGUCAUCCUGCGUGUCAAUCAGACGUCACUCAAAGGGCUCUCUCAGCAUGAGGUGAUCUCAGCGCUGAGAGGGACAGGUCAGGAGGUCACCCUGCUGCUGUGCAGGCCUGAAACUGGAGUCCUUCCCAAGAUAGAUUCCUCCAACCAGACUCCCGUUGUGUCUCCGCGGAAGGAGCCCCCGCCGAAGCCGAAGCCAAAGCCUGCCCCCAGACCGCCUUCUCCUCCGCAGGCGGAGAGGCCGCUGGGCCCUGUGGAGCAGGUUCUGGAGAGGCUGCUGAUGAAGUCGCCCAGCCGCAGGGACAGCUACAGCGACAGUACUGAUGAUGAGGAGGUGGAGGAGGCCUUCAGCCCUGCCAGACUGGAGCAGGACAGCCAGAGCUGGGACCGGAGCGUCUACCAAACCCCCAGCGCCAACCUGGCCCUGGGCAGACCCGGGCAGUACGAGACACCCUGUGAGCUGGACGACUCCGUCCGCUCGGCCUACUUCUCCCCCAGCCAGUCUGCUAGCAGGACAGACGUCGGCAAACGGCCUCCCUCUUUGUCCCCUCUUCUCUCUGAGCUGAAGUCGGCGGUGGCGCUGUCCGGUGGGGCGGGUCUGAACCCCAGUCCGGACCCCCUGCCCCCUCCACUGCCUAACCCCGUCAACCUCACCCUCUCUGACCAGAGCCAAGAGAUGGACGACUUUCUGCCCGAGGUGGAGCUGAACGUGUCUCUGGUGAAAUCAGAUAAAGGAAGUUUGGGGUUCACCCUGACGAAAGGAAAUGACCACAACUGCUACAUCCACGACAUCAUCCAGGACCCCGCUAAAGGAGACGGCAGACUGAGGCCCGGCGACCGCAUGAUCAUGGUCAAUAACACAGACGUGUCCGGUAUGAGUCACACUGAGGUGGUCAACCUCGUCCGAGCUGCACCCAGAGUGGUGGAUCUGGUGGUGGGGCGUAUCUUAGAACCCCCAAAACCACCAAUCGAGGCCCACCUUCUGCCUGACAUCACCUUCCAUUGUCCCAGCGAUUCUCUGGGUCUGGUGCUGGACGGAGGUCGGGACAGUGAUCUGGGGGUGCUGUAUGUGAAGGACAUUGUGCCGGGCUCCACGGCUGCUUCAGAGGGAAGCCUCAAACAGUUGGACCUCAUCCACUACAUCAACGGGGCUCCCACUCAGGACCUGACGCUGAGCGAGAGCCGCAGGCUGCUGGAGCUCUCUCUGAGGGAGCUCACCCUGAAGGCCACCAGGGAUGGGAAGCCGGUGUGUCCUGAGCUCGAGAGUAUCUCCAUCCUGAACAACAACCUCGGCCCUAAAGACGGCACCUCGUCCGGUAUGAACGGUUUCCUCCAUAGCAGUGAUCCUGAUUUGGAGGCCGUCUGUCCCCCUGAGGAGCAGAUGAUCCAGCUGCAGUUGGAGAAGCCGCCAGCAGGGGGCCUGGGCUUCUCCGUGAUUGGUGGAGAGAGAGGGAUCUUUGUGAAGUCCAUCACUCCGGGAGGCACGGCGCACGCUGACGGGACGCUGCAGGUCGGAGAUCGUCUGCUCAAAGUGAAUAACGAGCUGAUGGCCGGUGUGUCUCACUCCAAAGCUGUCGCCGCCAUCCGAAAGACUAAAGGAGUCGUUCACCUCGUGGUGUCUCGGCCUCCUGACCAAACACCCACCACGUACCUUGGCUUCCUGCCCCCGAACUCCAGCACCUGCAACGGCAACACAGAUGUGAGUGAGGACAGUGGGGUGAAGACUAAACUGUGCAGUUCACCGGAGGCACGCAAGUCCAGAAGUCCUCCUUCCCUCCCACCUAUAGACUAUGAUGGUUCUCUGGAGAGGCAGAAGAAGCCGGAAGCUGAUGUGUCUGAAGACACAGACUGUGAUGGUUCCUCUCUCCCUGAAGAUUCUCCAGAGACCUCAAGGAAGGCGGAGUGGCAGGAGCAGAAUGUGGACAUUCCACAGAAUGACAGUUUCCUGCAGUCAUCCUCAGGGCAGCUGGACGAGGAUGAGAUCACGUGGGGAAGUGAUGACCUUCCUAUAGAUGACAUAAACUCCAAAUUCACCCAAGAUGGUCCCAUCAUCACUGAGGACGAGCUGACGUCUCUGCCGCUGGUGAAGGUGGUUCCUGACGGUCAGUACACCGGGCCGAAGCUGAACUCCGUGGUGCGGAUGAUGAGAGGACUGCUGGAGCAGAAGGUUCCCCUGCAGGAGUUCGAGAAUCUCCAGAACCUGCAGCCUCUGGACGACUGCCUGAUUGGUCAGACUCAGGAGAACAAGAAGAAGAACCGUUAUAAAAACAUCGUGCCCUUCGACACCACCCGAGUGCUCCUGGGCAAAGACGGCGGCUACAUUAACGCCAACUUCAUCAAGAUGCCGGUGAAGGACGAGAACUUCCAGUACAUCGCCUGCCAGGGGCCGCUGCCCACCACGCUGGGAGACUUCUGGCAGAUGGUGUGGGAGCAGAAGUCCAACGUGAUCGCCAUGAUGACCCAGGAGGUGGAAGGGGGGAAGAUUAAAUGCCAGCGCUACUGGCCCGACACCCCCCGCACGGCCGAGAUGGUGGACGAGAGGCUGCAGAUCACUCUGGUCAAAGACCAGCACCUGGACAACUUCAUCAUCCGCCUCAUCGAAGUCAAGGAUAUCCAGACCAAUGAAAUCCAGAGAGUGACGCACCUGAACUACACGGGCUGGCCUGACCACGGCACUCCCACACAGCCGGAGCAGCUCUUAACCUUCAUUUCCUACAUGAGACACAUCCACCAAUCAGGGCCCAUCAUCACCCAUUGCAGCGCUGGGAUUGGCCGGUCUGGAACGCUCAUCUGCAUAGACGUGGUGCUCGGACUCAUCAGCAAAGACGCAGACUUUGACAUCUCGGAUGUCGUGCGGACCAUGAGACUUCAGAGACAAGGCAUGGUGCAGACAGAGGAACAGUAUAUUUUCUGCUACCAGGUGAUUCUCUAUGUGCUCCGAUGUCUGCAAGCUGAGGAGAAAAUCUCAGGCUGAGAACCGAGGACUGUUACUGCCUUACUGCGAAAGCUGGAACGCCAACGAGAACUUCCUUAAACUUACGAUCAAACUUGCCUUACGAUGUUACACACGUGUUUUUAACAGUUUUGUACAUUCCUGUUUGGGUUUCCUUCCCUUUAAAUGCUGUUUAUUAAAGAUGCAACAAUGGAAACCAUCGGUUUUAUAAUUUAUCUCUAUUUUUCGCUACUUUUUACAGAAAUGAUUGAGCAUAAGUGAUGAAUAAAUUCCUAUUUUAUGUGGAACAAAACCAUUCAUGUGUAUUUUAAAGUGAUAUGAUGCUGGAACUUGUUGCCUCGACAGAAAACGACGACAGUAUUUGCUUUGUAAAUCGAUUAUCGAUCGCUGAGUGCCAGAGGUAAUCAAUGAAAUGGAAGUGUACAUAUUUAUCACAUGGAAACUGUUGAUAUGUUUAAACUGUUACAUACUGGACAAUUUGCAAUUUGUAAAUAAAAGAGUAUCAGCCUUUAAGCUUUUCACUUUAA